Messenger RNA from Camelus dromedarius (Arabian camel), 2312 nucleotides. RefSeq names its product trafficking protein particle complex subunit 9-like. Bases 1171 to 1512 code for a protein of 113 amino acids. Lineage: Eukaryota; Metazoa; Chordata; Mammalia; Artiodactyla; Camelidae. The record is from RefSeq and is a predicted model, not a curated record. The transcript is spliced from 8 exons.
GUGGAGACUUCCUCCAGCUUUUCAGCCAAGACCCCUGGUGGGACCCCUGGAGUUGCUGUCCAAUAGAGUAGCCACAGCCACUGAUGCUAUGAGCGCUGGGGAAGAGGCUGGUCUGAGCUGAGAUGUGCUGUAGGUCAAAUGCACAUCAGACGCUGAGACUUGUCUAGUAAAAAAUCGUUUUGGUUACUGAGACCCUCGAAUUCCCAUAUGAAUUAUAAUAGCAGCUAAUCAGUUUUUGCGGAGGAGCCCACUGGGAUUGUGAUCGAGACCACGUAGAAUAUACGGAUCACUCUGGGGAGCACUGCCAUUCCAAGAGCACUGUUUUCUGAUCCAGGAAUGUACGUGGCGUGUCUGUCCAGGUGCCCUCACAUCCAGUGGCAUCCAUCCAGACACCAACACUGACACUGGCCAUGCUCAGAACUACCUCAGCCCUGAAGACACAAGUGACAAAUAGAAGGGGGCCGCGCCCUGUUACAGCAGGUGCUCUCACUUUGUGGGUCCUUAUGUAACUGCGCGGUGUUAAUCAGGAUCGCCCGUUCUACAUUGUGUGGCGCUGCUGCGGUGUCUCCUAGUUAUUUGUUUCUGAGAAUUACGGCCUGCUGCUAGAGUGUUUGAUCAGGAUAAAUGAUUUGUUUCUAUAAGAUGCCACGUACAGUCACAAGCUCAGUGAGAAAUGGGCUGUCACCUCUUCAUCUGCAACUCAGUGCUCGACAGGACAUCGGGGCAAAGCCAGUCCGUAAUUUGUUUGUGAUGCAACUGUCCACGUGGGUCAAAUCAUGGUGCCCCUCUUAAACCUCCAAAAAAAACCAAAGUUGAUUUUCUAUUUUGCAACUUGCCAUCUCAACAUAAGUGCAGAAGAGUUAACAUCGUGAAAGAUCAGAGCCCGGAGAAUAGGCUCUCCUGGAUAUUUCAGGCUAAAGGCAACUUUCUUUUACAAAAGGAUCUGAGGAGCAGGAGCAAGGAACGCAGGGAGAGAUUCAGGAAGACAUCUGACUGUGUUAAGAGACGACAGUCACAGCCACACGGGGAGCGAGGACACUUGCAGCAAAGUAAAACGACUUCACAACUAUUGCAUCAGAGCUGCAGGUGUGAGAGAGCCUAAGCCUGUCUCAGAGUGCAGGGGACAAGUGGAAAGGAAUGUGUAAGAAUGCUGGUGACUGAGUUAGAAGCAUGCUUCGAAGCUGUCCAUGUCCUUGCCAUCCAGAAGCGGAGCCUGGGAGCUACCGAAUUUCUCCAGAAUGCGGUUUACAUUCAUCUUCGACAGCAUUCCUAGGAGAGAAUUCAGCAGUGAGCAUCCUCUCCGAGCUCUAUGAGUUGAUCGGCUUCCACCGCAAGUCAGCCUUCUUCAAGUGGGUGGCCCCCGUGCAGCGCGUGGCCCCCGGCAUCCCGGAGCCUGGCUGGAAGGCCUGCUACCGACUCCUUCUGCAGACACUUCCUGGCUACAGUCUGUCGCUGGAUCUGCAGGACUUCAGCAAAGGUGUUGGAACUAAAACAUUGCUUCAGUCCCAUUAACCAUGCCUGGUAUGGGCCCUGCUGUCCUGUCUCAUCAGGGUGAAUUCUGAUUCGUUUAGAAUAGGGCUCAGCAGACUUUUUCUGUCAAGGGCUUGGGAGUAAGUAUUUCAGGGUCUGCAAACCUCCUGAUCUCUGGUGCAGCUGCUCAGCUCUGCUGUUCAGACGCCAGAGCAUCUGGACAUUCCACACACCCACAGAGCUUUAUUAACAGCAGUGUCUGGGGCUGGAUUCAGUGUAUGAACUGCAGUUUGUCCCCACAGCCUCCUCACUAUUGACGCCUGCACCAGAGCAUGCAUUUGCGACAAUGGGUGAACCUGCACUGACACGUCAUCAUCACCCAGAGCCCAGACUUGACACUAGGAUUUACACUUGGUGGUGUGCACUCUGUGGGUUUGGACAGAUGUGCAAUGACAUGUAUCCACCGUCACAGCAUCAUACAGAGUAGUCUGUCUUAGUGACCUUAAAAUGCUCCGUGCUGCACCUCAUUCAUUGCUCCUUCCCCUCUAGCCUCUGACAGCCACUGAUCUUUUAGUCUCUGUGGUUUUCCCUUUCCCAGAACACCAUACAGUUGGAAUCAGACAGUUGCGGAACCUUCCCAGAUUGGCUUCUUUCCCUUAGUAAUAUGCAUUUAAGGUUCCUCCAUGUCUUUCCAUGCCUUGAUAACUCAUUUCAUUUUAGCACCAAAUAAUAGUCCAUUUUCUGGCUGGACCACAGUUAAUCCAUUCACCUACUGAAGAACAGCUUAGUUGCUUCUGAGUUCUGGUGAUUAUGAAUAAAGCUGCUAUUAACAUCUGUAUGCA